Saprolegnia parasitica CBS 223.65 is the source of this 1375-nucleotide messenger RNA. RefSeq lists its product as hypothetical. Gene Ontology annotation, molecular function: protein binding. The record is from RefSeq and is a predicted model, not a curated record. Bases 53 to 1375 code for a protein of 440 amino acids. The transcript has 2 exons. NCBI's taxonomy places the organism in Eukaryota, Oomycota, Saprolegniomycetes, Saprolegniales, Saprolegniaceae.
UGGGCGACCUUUAAAUAGCGAAAAAGGCAACCGCCUGACGAGCGCCGACGCGAUGGGCCGAGAUCCGUCAACGAUGGUUGCGAGCCCGACGUCGUCCGAGCUCAACAACGAGAGCGCGAGUGAGUGGGCGACGUGCUCCAACUGCAGCGAGCAAACUGUCGUGCGCCCGUGUCCUGCGCGCUGCGGCGUGGCAGCCUACUGCUCGUCGCUCUGCCUUCUGCAUCACAAGACAGUGCACCGGUCGUUCUGCCGUCCGACGAUUGCACCCGUCGCGACCAAGGACGCCGAGGACGUGCUUGUCGAGACCGACAACAACGCCGAGGGAAACGAGGUCGUCGAUGAGGACGACGACGAGGACGACAUGCCACUGCUCGACAGGUUGCAAGUGGCGGAGAAGCCGCCGGCGUUCCUCAAGAAGACUUUCUCGAGCCUCUUUCUUCUGCCCUCCAAGCUCAAGAAACUACUGCCAUCGGACGACCAAGCCAUUGCCCCCGAGAUCGCCGACGAUGCCGCGCCGACUCCGUUCGUCCACCACCACGUGUGCAGUCCGCGCGCCAACUUGUCGGAGCCCUGGUCCCGCUUCAGCGCCGACUUCAACAUGCUCAAGUUCUUCGUGCACCAGUCCGGCCCGGCUGGCUUUCAGCUCGAGCUCGGCGCCGACGGCGGGCUGGUCGUGGUCGGUAUCUCUCGGCCGCGCGUCUGGGCGAUGGGCAUCCGUCCCGGCGACCAGCUCGACCGCAUCGGAGGCAUGUCGACGUCCGGUCUCGCACCGGACGAAGCGUUCCGGUGUCUUUACCGCGCCGACCUUCCGACAGUGCUUCGAUUCCGAGCGACUGCACGCGUGCAGCGCGAGACAUGGACCGUCCUGCUGCAAGAUCGACUCGGUGUCACCUUUGCCGGCGACGGCCGGCUCGACAUCCCGGUUGUGGACCGCGUGGUGGCCCGAACGGACGAGUCGCCACAGGUCGGUGACCUCCUCAUUGUGGUCAACGAUGUCUACGACGCGGUCGCGCACGGCUUGAGUGCGACCUUGCGCUACAUCCACGAGAGCCCGCGCCCAGUCGCGCUGACGUUCCAGCGCCUCCUUAGCGACGCGUCACCGAUGCCGCGCCCACCGAGCGAGCCGACGCUUCUCACGGAGCGCGAGCCGAGCGACGUGGCCACCGAGAUGCCGCCGUCGUCUGUUCGGGCGCUGUGUGCCACGACGCUGUCGUCACCGUCCGGCAACGUCGUCUUGGUCUGGCGCGACGGCUUCCUCGGCGUGACGCUGGUCGAGCACCCGACGUCGGGGCUGCCGACGGUGCACCGGCUCACCGGAAAAGGGCAGACGCCGCUCGUGGGCCAGCUCGCGCCGGGCUACACGCUCUGUCUGUGA